AUGACAAAUAAAAUAACUUCAUGUGACAGUAGAGAUGAUGGAACUAGUGUUAUAUCUAGUACAUCUGGUAAAGGUCAAUUGAUAAUUUGUGAUUAUAAAAUCACAAGUUGUCAUUAUAAUCCAUAUGUAGAAACUUCUCUAUUAACAGCGGGUGUGGAUGGCACUAUUAAAUGGUGGGAUACGCGUAAAUUAAAAGGAAUUCUUAAUAAUUUACCAUACCCAUUACAUACUUUUAAAAAACAUAUUGGUGGAGUAAAUAAAGUAAGCUGGUCGCCUCAUAUUAAAUCAAUAUUUGCAAGUUGUUCAGAUGAUAAUACAGUUAUUAUAUGGAAUUCAGAAAAUAUUGAUAAAGAAGAACUUGGGAUGUGUUUUACACAUAAAGGACAUCGAACCAUUGCAUCAGUAUCUUCUAGUUCAGAAGUUAAUGUAGGACUAUUGCAAGUGUGGAGUCCAUAUCUCCCACUUCUUUAG
Messenger RNA from Entrophospora sp. SA101, 471 nucleotides. The record is from the annotation of a GenBank genome assembly. NCBI's taxonomy places the organism in Eukaryota, Fungi, Glomeromycota, Glomeromycetes, Entrophosporales, Entrophosporaceae.